This is a messenger RNA of Polyodon spathula (Mississippi paddlefish), 4463 nucleotides long. RefSeq names its product ankyrin repeat and LEM domain containing 1 (gene ankle1). Gene Ontology annotation, molecular function: endonuclease activity; protein binding. Lineage: Eukaryota; Metazoa; Chordata; Actinopteri; Acipenseriformes; Polyodontidae. The transcript has 10 exons. Bases 88 to 4065 code for a protein of 1325 amino acids. The record is from RefSeq and is a predicted model, not a curated record.
GGGAGCGGAGCGCAGCGGAUGGGUGAAUUUUAGCUGGCAGCAAGGACGUCGCUUACAGAGUACCCCGAGACUGAGGCACAGACCAGGAUGCGAACUCCGGAGCGCUGGGAGCAGAAGAAAGAAUUUGCCAUGAAUGUUAACCGCAGGAAUCUGGCGCUGCAGCUGUGCAAGGCCGUGUGCGAUGGGGACCCCAGGCAGGUGGAGGUGCUGCUCAAGCGGGGCGCAGACCCAAACCUUGUGUCCCCCAAGGGGGUCGCAGCCGUGCACCUUGCUGCAGGGAAGGAGACAGAGAAGAGGAUUUGCUGCCUCAGUCUCCUCCUGCAGCACCAGGCUGACCCCAACGUUAGGUCUGUAGAUGACCUGACCCCUCUGCACAUUGCUGCCCUAUGGGGUUGCUACCAGAACCUUCACCUGCUGCUACAGAAUGGAGGAGACCCCAGCCUAGUGGACCAGGAAGGGAACACGGCAGCUGAUUUAGCGAUCCAGCAGGAAAACCGGAAGUGUGCCCAGAUCCUACAGGAGUAUCUCUCCUACAGCCAGCUGGAGUCGGAGCAGGAAGACUCUCCCAGAUGCCAGUUCUCGUUUUAUCGGAGCUGCGAUGGAGACGGCUCAUUCUUUCAUGAGCUUGUAGAGGACGGUGUCCUGGACGACAGCAGCGAGUCAGUCCUUGGUGACUGUCCCCUCAGCAGCACCCGGAGAUCCCUGCAAGAUUCGGACCACUUGGAUCUGUCCACCAUCAGUGCCAGAAACAGCUGGGGAGGCAGGGGCAGUCUGUCAGGACAGCCCAUCCAGCAGUGGAGACGGGGCUCAGACCAGGGUGGCGGCGUGGCUUCGGUGUUGUCCAGCACUCGUGUUUCAACCUCGGGCAGAACGGAUAGCCAGGCUGUCCGCUUGCUUCUUCCUGUGCUUCAGGAAGAUGUCGCCUUGUCCGAUUCCCAUUUCCAACCAGGAGCCACAGAUCGAGGCAGCGUGGAACCUCUCCACGAGAAUGCGGGUGGGGUGUCUGCUGUCAGAGCCCCUCCCCCUGCUAGACGGAAGAGCGUGAGUUUCAGAGAAGUGGAUGAGUAUUUCCCAGCCUGCCGCACAGAGUCGCCCGUGUAUCCCGGCUCUGAAAAGGACCAGACCGAUUCCUCGGUGGACACCACUGUUGACUUCUCCACGUACUCUGAUUUCAUGGAUUCCGAGCGCAUGGUGACCAUCAAGAAGUUUCAAGGCUUGGAUGUCACGUCUCCGGAUCACGUAUUUGUUUUCUGCCAGCAGGACAACUCGACCUCUCCCAGCUUGGAUAAGACAGUGGUGGAACAGUAUUUCCCAGAGGAGGAGGAGGAAGAAGAAGAAGAAGUAGCAGUAGUAGUGAAGGUUCAGCAGGCUGCAGAUAGGGGGCCCCCCAUCCAGGCGCUAACUCGGGGCAGCAGUAGCAGUAGCAGUCAGUACAGCAGCUGUGAAAGUGAGUACUAUCAUAGUGUAAUGGACACUUCCCUCCAGCACAGAGCUGCUUCAGCAGAGGAAGCGGUGGAGGGGAGUUUGGCGAACGGAAGAAAUUCUCCUCUGCCUCUCGCUCCUGGUGUUCAGCAGGGCAGCAGUGCGCCAGGCUGCUCUGUGAUGGUCACAAGCCCUAAUCCACGGAGCAACCUUCGCUUCUCCCAGGCAGGAGACGGGGAAGCCAAGAACAGGUCCCCGUCGACUGGGGGAGCAGCCACAAGAGGAGAGGGCUCCUCCCAGGAGGAGGAGUCUAAAAGGGAUUCCCCCUGUGUCAGGGGGGUCAGCCAGGCAUCCCUCAGCCCUUCCCAGGCAACGGUCCCGGUUCAGAGGUGUGUGGCCCCUCCAAGUCUGGGCUCCGAGGAGGCCGGUUUCAGGGAGAUGCUGAGGAACCUGAUGUUGUCCACCAAAGUUCCCCAGCCUCUUCCUGCUGCUGACUGGCCAACUGAGACACGGGAAGACACAGGAGGAGAGGAGACCCUUCCACAUAUGGUCUCCAUCAGCUCGUGUGCCUCCAGUACAGCCAGCCUGCGAGGUGGCAGCGAUCAUCAGCUGGUGAAAGAGAGCCUCAUCUCCUCAAAGUCUUCCUCUGGGAACAGAGCGACCCCUAUAGGAGUGGAGGUUGCAGAGCAGAACUCUCCUCCGCGGUCGCUGACCCCCUCCUCCUUUGUCACGGGGAGGUCCAAGACCCGACAGUCCCGCUGCUUGCUCAGAACCAGCAGCAUCAACAGCAGCACGGCCUCGUCCUCCUGCGCCUCGCUGUUUGAGGAGACACUCCCCACUCCCGUUCGCCUCCGUCGCCGUGAACGCAGCCCCCCUGGAGACCACCGGGGGACCCCUCUCCAGGAGAACCACAAUGGAGAGGAAACGGAAUCUGAAACGGGCAGACUCGGGACUUCUGGAGAGGCAUCUAGCACAGGAUUAUGGUCUAGAGGCUGGGAAGGGAGUGAGGGGGCUGGAGCCAGCCAGGCUGACACGGUUCUGAUCGGUGGGCCUGGAUACAGCCAGGCUAGCACUGUGAUGAUUGAACGGAAUCCGUACACCGAAGGGAAUCGAUACAGUGCUGUGAUUGGCACAGAGAAUAGAGGCAGUCUGGUCGCCACAGUGGUCCUUGAAGAGUCUGCCCGUGGGGAGGACGUAAAUGAUGUCUUUCAUCCCAAGGGUCUGUUUCAAGAAGAUGAGGUGACGCUGCCUAACGGAGACGGUACAGACGUCACGGGGUUCCUGACGGAUGAUUGCUCGAGCACCAGUGGGGAAGGGAUCAAGAUCGCUCCACAAGAAGCUCCCCAGUGUCCCCCUGCCACCGACCGCAGUGCCCAGCGGGAUGAAAGCUGGAUGACUGAAGAUGGAGAGAAUACUCGACUUGACUUUGCUGCCAGGGAUAAUCCAAGCCCCCUUUACCCUCCAGGCCCCUCCAGUUCUUCAGACAACGGGAGGGAGCGUUGCGCUGCGCCAGCUGCCCUGCCCGGUUCCCGAGUCUCCUCCAGGUGCGGCUCAAGGUACAGCAUUAGCCGGCUGUCUGGAGCCCCCCAGGGCCUGCACAAGUUUGAGGCUAACCUCUCGUUCACACCUGGUGGCCGGCCCCUGAUCAUGGGCGUGGCCGAGCCCGUGGAGUUCCUGUACACAGACGAGGAGGGCCACGCCCUGAUAGAAUGCCACGUGCCUCCCACCGCCAACACCUCCAUGUGUUCGGACACCUCUGCGAGCGAGGAGACGGUCUUGUACGACUGGAGGUCCUUCCACGUCAGUCCGAGGAAAGAGAAGGAGAACCGCUCCCCCGACAGAGAGAUCUCCCCCCAGAUCCGCAGGCUGAAGGACGGAGAGCUGAGGCAGAGACUCCAGGAGCUGGGGGAGGAACCCGGACCUAUAAACAGCAUGACCCGGCCCAUCUACCUGCGACGGCUCUCCCGUCUGGAGCAGGAGCACCGCGGGAAGGACACCAAGCACAACCCAGGGUACAGUCAGGAGCUGGCUGCCUGCCUGAGCACUUUCACACUGCCCGACUGCCAGGCAGACAUGAUGACGCUGUGCCACCAGUUCGACCAGCCCGACCUGAGCAGAAAAUGGCGAGAAGGGGUGGUGAAGUCCAGCUUCAACUACCUGCUGCUGGACCCCAGGGUGACAAAGAACCUGCCUUUCCGUUCCUCUACCAUAAGCCCCGCGGAGCGCUUCGAGACGUUCGUCCGCGCUGUCUUCUACGUGGGCAAGGGCAAGCGAUCCCGGCCCUAUAGCCACCUGUAUGAGGCACUGGAGUACUACAAAGGAGACAAGACCAGCAAGAAGCUUUGCUCCAAGGUGCAGCACAUUCUGCAGGUGUGGGCUGCCGGCCAGGGGGUGAUCUCUCUGCACUGCUUCCAGAAUGUCAUCCCUGUGGAGGCUUAUACCCGCGAGGCCUGCAUGGUAGACGCCAUAGGGUUGAAGAUGCUGACCAAUCAGAAGAAAGGAGAUUAUUAUGGGGUGGUGGCGACCUGGCCAAUGAAACGGCGGCGUCUGUUGGGCGUGCAUCUGCUCCACAGCGCCAUGCACAUCUUUCUGGCGGAGGGGGAGAGGCAGCUGCGGCCGACAGACAUCCGCGCGGGGCAGUGAAAUAGUUUGAUCUUCUGCUGCUUGAACCCGGGCAGCUACGCGGAAGCACAGCAGUGAGACAGUGCCACGAUGACUGAGCCACCUCGAGCACUACACUACAGCCCAGCAGUUUGAAUAACUUUGACCCUGGCACCUUGUAGUAGGACUUCUGGGUUGCACAGUAAACUGAGCAGGAUAUCCUGGUUGGACAGAGCAUUACAGAAAAUGAUAAUCUAGUUGACUUGCUGAAACCGUUCCUGGCUGUUAGACUGCAUUUGUGAUUUGACUUGGUCAGACGUUUCUAAAUAAACUACAGAGAAUUUUGUAAUUGCACUGAAUGCAGAGGCGCUGGCCCAAUGUUUUGCAUCACCCUAUAGCAUGAAAUAGCUUUGCUUUGAGUGAAACCUGCUGAAUAAUGU